Molecule: messenger RNA, 1113 nt
Organism: Vanderwaltozyma polyspora DSM 70294
Lineage: Eukaryota; Fungi; Ascomycota; Saccharomycetes; Saccharomycetales; Saccharomycetaceae
Gene: VAM7
Product: Vam7p
Exons: 1
Coding region: 1-1113 (370 amino acids)
Cellular component (GO): early endosome
Molecular function (GO): phosphatidylinositol binding
Source: RefSeq, a predicted model, not a curated record
AUGAGAAGCAACAUGGUUAAGGUUGAGGUCAAUAUUGAAGAUGUUAAGAUUGUUAAUUCAAAGUAUGCUAGUUAUGGGAUUUUGAUUAUUCUCAAGAGUGUUGACGGGUCUAUUCAGUAUUAUGAUAAGAAGGUUUAUAGACGGUAUUCUGAAUUUUUUAAAUUGAAGAAAAACCUAGAGAGAGAGUUUGGUGUUGAGAUACCUUACGAGUUUCCUGAUAGGCUAUUUGUGAUAUGGGUAGGGAGCAAUAUUGAUCCUGAUGUGAUUGAAUCCAGGAGAAAGAAGCUAUCUAAGUUUCUGUAUGAUCUUUUGAAUGAUUCCUUUGAUAGCAAGUGGAAGAAUUCAGAUUAUGUCAGUGAGUUUUUAGAUUUACGCAACGAUUGGGACAGUUACUAUACUAGUAAUGGCAGCAAUGUUGAACAAAAACUUACUGGGAAGAACAAUAGUGUGGCAGCUGCCGUGGAAUCUUUGGAUUUAAAAGACUCCAUGAACUGGGAAAUAUUUUAUAGAAAUUGUAAAGAUGAAUUGCAAAUGUGUAAGAGAAAUAAAAAUAAAGGGAUCAAUAUAACUAAGGAUUUGAUGCAAUUGAGAUUAAAACUUAUAGAAUUAGAAAACCCACUAGAUACCUAUGACAGAAGUACUGUUGACGUGGAUAAAAAUAAAAAUUUGUUAAAGUUAUUGAAAGACGAAGUUAAUGAAUUGUCAAUAACUGCGCCAUCAUCAAUAUCGGAACUUCGAAAUACUAGUGGUAACGGUAGCAAUAGUAAUAAUAAUAGCGAGGAUUCAUUAAGAAAAUCGUUAUUCCCACAAACUACAAAACCUUAUAAAAAACCAUCGGUUGGAAGAAGGAAACUUGGUGAAACUGAAGAAACAAUAAAGAUGAAUAACCAACAAUUACUACAAAAACACAAAGAUGUGAUGCUGGGACAGGAUGAAGAACUACAUCAAUUGAAGCAAGUAGUACAAAGGCAAAGAAAUAUUUCAAUAGAGUUAAAUGAAGAAUUAAGUUACCAAAAUGAACUAUUAGACCUGAUGGAUAAUGACAUCAGUGGAACCGGUCAUAAAUUACGUAGAGCAAACAAUCAAGUAAGACAAAUCAAUAACGAUUCAUGA